Molecule: messenger RNA, 2862 nt
Organism: Penicillium cosmopolitanum
Lineage: Eukaryota; Fungi; Ascomycota; Eurotiomycetes; Eurotiales; Aspergillaceae
Product: DEAD/DEAH box helicase
Exons: 9
Coding region: 1-2862 (953 amino acids)
Molecular function (GO): ATP binding; nucleic acid binding
Source: RefSeq, a predicted model, not a curated record
AUGUCGACGGGACAAUCGGCCCAAUCCCAUGGGGUUACCACCUCAAUGGAUAUCGCCCGUCACCAGGCGUCAAAUGGCUAUCAUGUAGCCUCGGUGGCUGGCCAAAAGAGGCCUUUGACAGAUUCUUCGCCCCAGGAGGCCCCCAAACCGGAUGCAGGCGUACAUCGCAUCGCCCUGCGUGGUCCAAGUGAAAUAUCCAACCCGCCGAUUCUGGAGUCGGCCCCAUUGGACUUUGCUCGAGCCUCGUUGGCCCCUCCUGUGAACCGAUUUACCGCCAGCGCUAUCCAUCAAGGCCCGGGCGCCAGCGGCUUGGAGGAGGAGCAUAAAUUCGGAGAACCCGCACCGGGAUCCAGUCAGAAUCCCCUAUUGUCUCUUUCCCAUCCCAAAUACGGACUUCCUUCGGCUCUCAAGGCCAACUUCGCUGCAUUGGGGGUCACCUCUAUUUACGCUUGGCAAGCGUCCUGUCUCUUGGCGCGGGGUUUAUUAUCUGGCGAGCGACAUUUGGUCUACACAGCCCCCACUGGUGGAGGCAAGUCCCUAGUGGCGGAUGUGUUGCUGCUGAAACGGAUCAUCGAGAAUCCUACCCGGAAGGCCAUCUUGGUUUUGCCCUACGUCGCAUUGGUUCAAGAGAAGCUUAAAUGGUUGCGUCAAAUUGUUCAGGGCGUGGAGAAAAUCAUCCCAGAUGACGAGAAUGAGGACGAUGGUGACAACUUGCAUUUCGCCCGCAAACGAUGGAAGCGAUUACAAAAGUCCGUCCGAGUGACUGGGUUCUUCGGCGGAAACCGGACAACUACAACAUGGGCGGAUACCGAUAUCGCCGUUUGUACCAUAGAGAAGGCAAAUUCGUUGAUAAACUCAGCAAUUGAGGACUGUAGCAUUGGUGACUUGGGUGUUGUGGUGCUCGAUGAGCUGCACAUGCUUGACGAUGAACAUCGUGGAUAUUUGUUAGAGCUGAUGGUGACGAAGUUGUUGUUGCUCCAGCAAGAUAUUCAAAUUGUGGGAAUGAGUGCUACUCUUUCGAAUACCGAGAUGUUGGCGCAGUGGAUGAAUGCCAAGUUCUACAUUUCCACCUAUAAACCGGUUCCUAUUGAUGAGUACCUGGUUUACGAGAAUGUCAUCUACCCGGCCGCGACAUCAAGACAGCUUUUCCAAACAGCUUCCAAGUUGACAGCAUCAGCAUCAGCAUCAGCAUCGAAUACAUUGCAAGACUCAAUUCCCCCGCACCGGACCAUUGAAGCGUCUACUUACAAGGAGCUCUCCAAUUCUGCAACAAAUUCAAUGGUGGCAUUGGCAGUUGAGACCGCUAUUGCAGGGUUUGGUGCAUUGGUCUUCUGUGGGAGUCGGGGGGCAUGUCAAGUUCACUCUGCCACCAUAAGUGAGGCGAUGCCUGCACUGACUGAGGGCACUGAUGAAAUGAACAAGCGACUAGACCUCUUGGCUGAGUUAAGAAGUCUCUCCUGUGGCUUGGACCCGAUUCUCCAAAAAGCAAUCAUCAAAGGAGCUGGAUUCCAUCAUGCCGGCAUGACAACGGAGGAACGGGAGCUAAUUGCCCAGGCCUACGACCAAGGCGUACUAAGAGUGCUUGUUGCGACUUGCAGUCUUGCCGCUGGCGUGAAUCUUCCUGCGCGACGAGUCAUCAUCAACGGCGCUCGAAUGGGGCGUGAAUUGGUGGGCCCCGCAAUGCUACGUCAAAUGUGUGGGCGAGCUGGGCGCAAAGGCAAGGACAGCUCGGGUGAAACAUAUUUGAUCUGUGUCAAGGCCGACCUUGAGGCGGUAUGCGAUCUUCUGGAUGCUGAUAUGCCAGCCAUCUCAAGUUGCUUGGCCCCUGAAAAAAGAGGCCUGAAAAGGGCGCUGCUCGAGGCUGUAGCAACAGGAUUGGUCUCGGGAUUCGAAGCAAUCAAAGAGUACGUGCGCUGUACUCUACUCUACCUCUCACUCGACAAGAAGUUGGUGUACAGUAUCAUGGAUUCUGCCCUGCAAGAACUCAUUAAUGAAGGCCUUGUACUUUUGAAAGACGACGAGUCAUAUGGUGCGACCCUGCUAGGCCAGGCAGUUGUGGCCUCGGCCUUUUCUCCUGAAGAUGGACUUUACGUGCACGAGGAACUCAAGCGGGCACUCGAAGCAUUUGUUAUGGAUGGUGAUAUGCAUGUAUUCUACAUGUUCACUCCUCUUCAAGUGGCUAUGAGUAAUCCAAUCGACUGGCAGAUUUUUCGAGACCAGCUGGAUCGCUUGGAUGAGAGUGGCCUCCGUGCCCUUCAAUAUGUCGGCGUCCAACCGGGCUUUGUAAACACAAUGGUGCAAUCUGGGGCAUCAUUGAAGGAAACAACCCCAGACCAGCUCAAACAAGCCCGUGUAUACCGUCGCGCUUAUACUGCAUUCCAACUUCGCGACCUGAGCAACGAGGUCCCUCUGGCAACAAUUUCUCAACGUUACAAAACCCCCCGUGGAUCUAUUCAAAUUCUCGCACAACAAUGUCACGGAUUUGCCGCCGGGAUUGUCAAAUUCUGCCAGCGCAUGAAUUGGGGCAUGUUGGCUGCUGUAUUGGACCACAUGCGAGAUCGCCUCGAAGCUGGCGCGCGUGCCGAUCUACUCGAGAUGGCACAGGUCACAUUUGUCAAGAGUUGGACUGCGAGACUGCUUCGGGAGAAUGGGUUCAAAGGCCUGCGGUCUUUGGCCGAGGCGAAUCCUAAAGAUCUCGUCCCAAUCCUCAUGAUGGUCAAUCCGCGGAAGACGCAGAAAAACCAGCUCUAUCCAACUGAAGCAGAGCGGUAUGCUGCGAAAUUGCUGACCAAGGCAGAGACUAUUGUUGCUUCUGCGAAUAAACUUUCGGACCGGGAAAUGCAAGUUGAGUUAGAGGAAUGA